AUGGACUACGACACGGACACGUUGCGGUCGGCAAAAUGCAACCGGGAUGCCAGCCACAAGUACUACAAGAUGCUCAUGGCGGUGAGUCGAUAGAAGGAUUUCUCUUCACCUACAACAGACUUCCCCAGCCCCCAUGGUCCUCACUGAUCGUUUCUGAGCUCCCAAUGAAUCGAUCUGUACCAGAGUUGAGCGGAAGAACUCAACGGAAGAACACGGAAGAAUUUUUAUCUUUUUUAGAAAUUUUUUUCAUGAAAUGUGAUCAACUGACGAAAUGUAUAGCAAAGUGAACUCAACUCUGCUCAUAGAAAAAUAAUUGUAAAUUUAACUUUUCAUACAAAAAAGUUAUUCGAGUUGUUCUAUGAAAAUGUCCUUCCGUCUUCCGUUAGCCCUCAUUUUUUCACGGAACAACUCGAAUAACUUUUUGGUAUGAAAAACUAAAUUUACAAUCUUUUUUCUAUGAGCACAGUUCACUUUGCUAUACAUUUCAUCAGUUGAUCACAUUCCAUGAAAACAUUUUCUAAAAAAGAUAAAAAAUUCUUCCGUGUUCUGCCGCUCAACUCUGAUCUGUACCAAACUUAAAAGUUAGAAGACAGUUGAUCUAAACUUCACGGGGAUUCCGAAUCUAGUGCCCAUUUUUGUUGCCAAUUCGAGAAAAUCGUAUCGGACAACAGAAAUCCUAUUUUCUUCCUUCGUGACGGUCGCGUGAACUCCUUCCUUGUCGAUGCAAUUUAAAUCAACAGUACCGUUUCUUAUGCCCGGCCCCAGAAAUCCCAACUUUUCUUGGCAUCAUUCAAUAGUCAGUAAUAUCGGCGCCAGAAUCUGUAGGUUGCAAAUCUCACAUUUUCUACAAAUUUAUGACCGAUCGAUCAUCCCAGCCACUUCGUCCCUCAUCUAUUUUCAAAACUUUUAGCACAAAGCGUCCCCCUCCACCUUCUUCUUUCCUUCGAGUAAUUGUCGUGUUCGGAAUAGAAAGACGAAGGUCAUCUCCUUCCAAACACGUCUUCUCCAUGUCAUUUCCCGCCAUUUUCAAUUACUUAUUGUCGUGGUUUCAGUUAGGACGGCCUCAAGUGCCCAUUCUUCCCUCUUUUCCUCAUUCUUUCACAUCCCUACCGUACAUCUUUUGUAGUUUGAUCCGUGGAGCUCACACUUUUUGUUGAAAACUAUCCCGAAUGUUGCCCUCCAAAACAGCGAAAUGUUUUAUAAAAACGGGGCGGAGCAAGUCCUACGAGUAUAAAAGCGGUGGGAAGAGCUGAAAUUGAAACAGAAGCGGGAGGGAGCAACAUGUUUUGUUUCGACGCGUUUCUUGACGCGACUGUCAAGUGUUGGCGUUUGGAUCGAGAACGAUCGUUUGACGAAGAUCAUGAGCCUUAUAAGGUGAGCCACGGGUCUGUUUUGCAGCGGAAUGACUAUGGUCCGCACGGUGAUUCUUUGCGAGGGUGCAGUGAGGAGAGGCCCCCCGUCCCGUGAACUGUCCUCUCUAAGCCUUUUCCCGCUCGCCAGAACUUCAAAUGCGUGCUGUUUGCAGAAUACUGAUUUAUUUUUCCUAAAUUUCUGGGAAUCAGUUCAUUGUAAAGGAAACUCGCAAGCGGCAACGAGAAACUCGCAGAAAUGUCUAGGGAUCACUGCCAAAAUAGCUUCUUUUUUUAAAAUAUGACUUAUCGUGCGUGCUUUUUGUGUCUCUUUGUUAGUUUACAUCACAAUGAACUCAUUUCCAAAAAAAAUCAAGUGAAAUGAAUCAGUAUUCGUCCGACGGCACGCAUCUGAAGCCACGGAACAGGCAAGGAGCGCGCGGGCGGUGAAGAGACACAAAAAGCACGCGCGAGCAGCCAUUUUUCGGAAAAAGCUAUUUUUCCAGUGGCCUAUAGAUAUUUUUGCGAGUUUCUUGUUGCUCUUUGUUAGUUUUGAUCAUAAUGAACGCAUUCACCAUGACAAUGAAUAAGAUGAAUCAGCAUUUCUCCGGCGGCACAAAAAAAGAAUCACCGUGGUCCGAGUUACUGUUGGGUUUACGGUAGAUGGAAAACUCUGGCUUUGUCUCAAACAUUCACAAUACAGCAUCAAAGUCUUAGAGACUUACAAUAUCCCCGAAGCCACGUUGUAUCAUUCGUAUCACAAUUGCCAAGGUGACGUAUGUGUUUGCCGUGCCCAUAACGGACGUCCCAUUCUGGCAACAUUUCCGCGUGUUGACAUGAUGCUCGGCGAGCAGCUUAGAACUCAACGAGCAGCCGGCUGGUGGUAGGCGCCUAAUGUAACCGUAAUCCGAUCCCGAACGGCUCGUGAAGAGCUUUCUCUCUCUCUCUCCAGCGAAAAAGAGUACAAUAGUACUCUUGUAGGGUCCUGUUGCGCGCAUAUGCAUAUUCGGCCGGGAACUGUCGAGUUGCCUGCAUUCCGUUCGCCGUCUGCGUCUCCGCCAGCCAUGGCGAAACGGCUGGUGUCCUUUACUUUCGCCCCCCGUCCCCUGGUGACACCCAGUACCUCCUAAUGUACAUAAACAAAUCGCACGCGUCCAUUCUCUCUCUCUCUCUCUCUCUUUUACUCUUUCUACUCUCCUUCGCUUUUGUGUUGCUCUAUGAGUCACUGCAUUCAUUCUGCAUUCCAAAACGUCUUAUCACUCCGUCUCCGUCUCUUUCUUCUUACCUUUUUGACCAUUUCUGCUCGAAAGUUUAUGCUCAUUGCGCAAUCCUUUUCGACGGUCCCUCUCAGGUUUUCAUUGGUUUUUUUGUUUAUGAUGAAAAGAGAGAAAGAGAAGAAUGAAGAAUGCAAAUGUGAUUCACGGACGUUUUUUUUCCGUUCGAUUCCACAAUACUCAUUUUCCAUUCAUUUCCACAUUCCACAGUUUACAUUUGUGCGUUGUUGUCUCGUCGUCUCAGUUGCCAAAUGUCGGAGAAAAGCCAACUUUUCUUUUCUUUUUAUAAAGAUCACAAAAUGAAACGAUUGUCCUCACUUUUCAUGGCCCAAAACGUUUCCACUAAACUUUAGAUGAUUUUUGAGCACUAGACAACCCUGACGGACCAAAAAUGUUCUUUUUUCAGUCAAUUUGUACAUUCCUCUAUCCACUUCUUGUGCUAGCACCCACUUCAGACCUCCAAAGUAUCCGGUCUGCCUCCUGGCUUCUUCUUCUUCUUCCUCUUCUGCUUUUCCUUUCUCUUUUUCUCUUCUAACCUAUCCAUUCCAUUUCUUGCAGCCAACAAUGAUGAUGAGCGGAACGAGUCUGCCACCUGCGAAGGUAAGACCCCCCUCUCAAGUGAUAUUAUCUUUUUUGCCCCUUCUCUCCAUCUCGGAUACAUUACCCAACAGUCUCCGUUUCUCUUCCUCUUCAGAAGACAAGAAAAUCGCCUUUCUUUCCGAUUUUUUGAUUCGCACUCGAAAUGACUGUUCAUUUUUGGAGAGGAUAUGCGUAGACAAGUGUCGCCAUCCCACACACGGAUUAGGAUUAGCGCGAGGGAACAAAUCGAACAAGUUUUUUUGAGAAUACAUAUUCCCGACCGAUCGAUUAUCAUUGAUUCUCUACGGGAGCGACGAUAAAAGUGGAAAUGGCCGAUUUCCGAUUUAUGAGCGGCUUCUUCCUCCGUUUACCAAACCAAAUGAACAUUGGCAGUGGAGCGAGAAUGCUUCAAAGUGUCGGAACAAGACAAAAGAUUACCUUCCCCUCUUCCCUCGCCCGUACGAUCACCGAAAACUUUCCCACAGUCUCAACAAACAUCCUUCCUUUCCCCUCUUUUUUUCCUCUGACAGGCGCCGCGAGCCGCUGCUCUCCAAUGAGAACAAAUUUCCGUUUUUAGACGGCCGCGUUUUGAUCUUUUUCUCUUAAAUCGUUUGGGCUCAUUGAAGACGGUGUAUCUCGGCUGUCGGUUUAUAUAUCAAAAAUUGAUCAACUAACAAAAUGCGCACAAUGUGUUAAUGAUCAAUUCAUUAGUUGACAACUUUUUGAUAUCUCUUAAAGCAGCUGAGAUAUAUCGAUUCAAAAAGCAAUACUGAGGAACCGCAAUCCAACCUUUCGUGGCACAUGCAAUUCUUACAAUUAAAAGUGAACUUUACAAAUGUACAUGAUAUCUAGCUGGUUCCGAAUACAGUCUAGUAUGUUCCCUUUGACACGGGAACCGGGCGCCACCACUCUCAAAGCGCCACUUGAACUCGAAGAAUCCAGCUGCUCCACCCUAUCAUUCUUCUUCUUCUGUUUCACUCCUCUCGUGUUGACUCGUAUUCAUUCAUCCAAAUUAAUCCGUGUCCCACCACCACCACCACGUGUCAUUGCUCUUUUGCUCCUCUCGGCGCCGAGAGACACUUUCCGGAUGGCGCCUUUGCGGAAUGACGCGUCGCGCGCGCGCACGGAAAAGAGCAGAAAAGCAUCCGGGAGCCAACCCGUCCGAGUGUGUGUAUCGCUUUGUUUACGCCUUUUCAUAUAUAUAUUCCCCCCCACAAACAACGACACCGGCAAGUUUUUUUGGCAUUUGCGAGCAUUUCGAUUGGAAAUUGAUCAUUGAUUCACACAAAAACCUUUGAUUGAGCUUCUCCAUAAUUUGCAUGUCCUAUGAAAGCGCCGCCCGCUUUUCGAUGAGUCAUCCGCGCGGCAUCGAUUCGAACACCAACACGACCUUUCUCACCCCCCUCCCACCCAGUGUUUGUUCCUCCCUUGUUGCAAACGAAAUGCGAGAUUGAUGUGCUUUUUGCCGCGAAACGUUCUUCUCUUUUCCGAAUCCGUCCUACUGGUUGUGUUGUUGAUUCAGAAGGAAGGUCGACGGCGCCACAGGCGGUCCCCUCCCGAUCCCAUCCAUCCAUCAUUUUGCAUCCGUAGUUGAUCAUUUCCGAAUGUGCAUUUGUAUACGAAAACUUUCGGUUACUUCUAGCUAACUUACCAAAUACCGUUUAUUCAAGAGCACGUAUCUCGGCCGCCUGUAGACAUAUCAAAAAGUGGUCAACUGAUAAAAUGUGCAAAAUAACGUAAUUAGCAAUUUAUCAGCUGACAAGUGUUCGGUAGCUCCACCGUCAGAUGAGAUAUAUCGUCUCGAAUGAAAGAUGCCCUUUUUAGCACAGUUUCGCUCAACGUUUUCGAAACUUUACGCAAAACGCCACGAUCGUCUGUGUCAUUUUGUGUUUACUCACUCUUCUUCUUCUUCUUCCAGUUUCACCCUAAAAUCUGAUCUAGUUUUGAUGAUAUUCACCCCAGCAUCUGACUCAUCUGCCUGUUUUUUUUCCUGCCCACAUCUGGCCUUGGUCCACACUGCCGGCAGCUGAUGGCGAUUCUCACUCUCUCUCUCUCUCUCUCUCUCUCUCUCUCUCUCUUCCAUUUUCUUCUCUCCAUUUCCCCCUCAUUUAUUACCCAUUCUUCGGGGGGCCGUUUCGACAUUGUCUUCCUUCUUGUGUCGCCCGCACCUGCGAAUCGCCCGCAUUCCAUUCGCAUUCUUUUUAUAGCCGACUCACGGAUUACUGUAGUUCUCAUUUGAAAGCAAAAAGUAUGGGUGUUCUUGUUGGAGAAUGAGUACAGAAAGGGGGUCCUAUUAAACGUGCUUCUUUCCGUGCAUGGCUCUUUUCGGUGUGAAAGCGCGCGGAGAACCGUGAAAACGUUUGUGUGUAGGCCGUCUCCGCUUCUCAACCACUCUCUCUCUCCUCGCAAUUACCCUCUCCGACACCUGUUUCGCUAUAAGAUUUCAUUCAUUCCAAUUCAAUUCUCCAAAACGAAAGGAAUCGUUUCUCUUUUUCCAAAGGUCAACUUGUAUGGGAAUGUGUUGUUUUAACUGUGAUUGAAGGUGUUCUUACAGCCGUCUCGCAGCUAUCUGCCUCACGACACCGGUCCAAUGUUGCACAGAAGUCCGUCCGGAGCAAAACGGAAAAUCCGGCAAAAGCGGGAGGAACAGUGAGUUUUUUUAUUUCAUGCGAGCGAGUUAGAAUCAGAACGUUACUUUCUAACUAGUUCUCGGCAAAUCAAAUCGUAUUUUUUCAUCACAUUUUCAGAGCGUCCCGCCCGUCGCCGUUCCUGUCGCCGUCCAGCUCCUCCUCUCAAACUUCAAUCUCGCCGACGCCCACCGAGACCUCUUCCAACUAUCGUUCGCUCAUCGAUUCCGGCGACUAUCAGUCGAUCCUUCCGGAUUUCGAGCCGUCCUUCGUCCCGGUGCCCACGCCGAGGUACGUUUUUUUCUCCUUCUUCUCGUUCCCUCAUAUUUGCUGAAAAGCUUGCACACAUACAUGCAUACAUAUUUGUCCGUUUUCGUUUCCCAUUCCUCCUCUCCAUUCCGGGUCAUUUUCUUUUUGUAGUCUGCCGCUGCUGAUGCCUCGGUCAGGUACUUUUCUAUGAAAGUUCGUUGCAAAGCGGGACGGAUUCCAUUCACCCAAAACGGUUAUGCAUUCGUCCGAGGGCGGCACGUCGUUUAGUGCGUACAUUUCAUUUCUGUGACUGACAUACUUUUGAGAUGAGGUUCCCUCAAUCAAUCAUUUUUCUACUUUUGGAAGGUUACCUUCGGCAAAAGAAUGGAACUCCAACACGCUGUAUCCCAGUUGUUUGUAAAGAUAUAAAAAGUGUUCAAUUAAUAAAAUGUACAUAAAAUCAUAAUGAGCAUUUCAUUAGUUGGAGCCUUUUUGAUAUCUCUACCGACAACUGAGAUAUAUCGUCUUGAAUAAGAGCGGCAUUUCUAGAUUUUCAGAAAAAUGAUCUUCAAACUCUUUAAACCUUCCUGAACAAAUUUAAGGAUUAGGCAAAGUUUACCAGCUCAACACUUUUCGAAAGAAUUACAGCAGCAAUUAGUCCCUCUUUUCCUUUCUUUUUCUGUUUCCCAUUCCCAUCGUCAUUUUGCGAGCGAAAAAAACGCGCGGUCAGUGCCCUUUUCCCAGGUUCAUUCGUAUCAUUCACGCCCCUUUGAAACGUCGUCGGAUAUCAAUCGAAAGUCGCAUUCUCUCUUUCGUUACCGUUCCGAACUGUCCUAAAUGCAUGAUCUGAGCGUCUCUCCAUCUCAGUGCUAUUCGCUUCUUAUCGGUUUUAUUCGGUUUCGUCUCAAUUUCGAUUUCAAUAAUUAUGAACGAGUGAAAAUUGUGACGGAUGCCUGGAGAGAUCGGGCAAAGAUCGUUUGCUAAGCUGUAUAAAUUCCUGGGCAGACUGCGAGACAGUCGUAAAAGUUGUGAAACAAGCCAGACUGAUAUAAAUGAUAGCACUAUCACUUGUUGUUCAAACUGGAGCUGCAGGAGACGGUGGCACUUGAAUUCCUUUUGAUGAUAGCUCUCUGUUAUUCACAACUCAUCUAGUGCUAGUGCCGUGUGCAUACACCAUCACGGUAACUUGCACAAAACGUGACUACCGUAGCACGUGCUUCCUUCUCCUCCUCCUCCUCCUCCUCCUAAUUCUCAUUCUCCCCGUAGAAGCUACUGAAAUUUGCGGAAUGCAAGCAAUUUCCCGGCGACGUCUCCGUCUUUUUCCGUCUGCGUCUCUCCGAUCCGCACACUCUGUCGCCGAAUAAUUGGCAUCGCUUCCUGCGAUCUCACGUAAUCGGGCGACAAGUUUGCCGCCCUCCCCGAUCCGCGCGCCGCCCUGGAACAAGCUUAUUCACCACCGAGAAGAAGGAGAAGAAGAAGGAGAAGAAGAAGAAGAUCGUCCUUUGUCAGCCCUCCGAUCGCCCGCCACACAACCUUUUUUCCUUUCUUUCUCCACUCUAGCACACGUUUCUACUGUUUCGAACAAAACUAACUGACCACAAUCAUUGCUAUCCGACCCGUUUCCGCAUCAUUCUGUUUUCUUCAGACUGUCAGUGCCGUUUUCCAACUCGAUGAGCUCUCUGGAACUCUCGACCCAAACGAUGCCUGCGCCAGUUGCUCCGCCGACCGCCGCCGUCCUGCCGACUCCGCCGCCCGUCACCGCCAAACCGACUGUCGAGGUCAGUUGUGCGUGCCAAUGUUCGGAGGAGCACUAAAUUACAUUCUCACAGCCACUUGUCGGCAGUGCGCACCCGAGAUUUCUCAUUCAGUUUAAACUACACUGGUUCGCCGUAGACUUGCCCCGUUUCAGUACGGAAAGCACGACGUUUCGCAACUAACGUGAACUACUGUGCGAUUAAUUGCACUGUCAAAAGUUCACGUGGGUAUCGAUCGAAUACGUGCUUAUUCGUAGCGCAGAAAUAUUUUACGUAUGCGCACCUUACUACCUUCCGUUGAUAGCGCUAUUUGACCUAGGUAUGAGUCAUAGGCCCGUCCUUCUUGCCUCACUUUAAAUAUAGGUCAAUGUCUGCAAAAAGCAAAUUUCUCUGAUUGCAUUUUGAAAGUUAACGUGUCCUUUGGAAACUUCUAGAGAAAAAGCAGCAGAUGCACUGUAUCUCCCUGACUUUUUCCAGUUUUUCCUUAGAGGGUCGCUGAUAAUUAUUGGUACAUCUAUAAUAAGCUGAGAUUUAACACGUCUCAAAGUGCUUCCAAAGAACACUUCUCUAGUAAAACUCAGGCUACUAAUGUCUGUCCUAAACCCAUUCUCAUUCAGGUGCACCCGAUGCCGACGGACGAACGCUCUCCCUCGAUGGCCUCUUCGCUCAACGGAUCCAUCGACAUCGAUCUCUACAAACCGAAGCCUCCGGUGCCGGUGAAGCCGAAAGGACUCCGCAUCGAUCAUCUCAAUCGGUACGUUAUUUAACCUUUCCAAAAGAAAUUCCUGCCUUAUCAGCUGUCUGUUUGCUCUUUCCUAUGCACGUACCUUUUCGGGCCAGUUUUGUUUCGCAAGUUUCUUGUCGAGCCAUCCCUGCUCUUUUCUCCUCGUUUCUCAUUUCCGGAUCCGCCCACGGCCACGAGGCUCUCGCCCACUUUCCGUUGGCCGCCUCCUCGUGAGAAACCGCCCGACAAUACUCGUACUUUCUAUGCUUCCCUGUUUUAUUAGUUCGAAUUUGGGCGCGGAGAAAAGAGAGAACUUUUUUCGCAAAUUGACGUGUUUGCCUGAAAACUGUUAUCAUCGGUCUUCUUCCAAACGUAUUGUACAAAUUUCCGACUUGUAAACCAACACUCCUGUGUAUUUUGAUUUCAAACAUCUCAAACUCAAACGUCCAUCAGUCGAACACAACAAUAGUCGUAACGAUUCGGAUGGCGUUUACACUGUGUCCGGCAGAAAAUAAAUAAAUAAAUGAAUGAAUGAAUGAAUGAAUGGCGGCCCGACGGUGCCGUCGUUGUAACCUCUCCCCUCCCCUUCACACUUCUUCCCUUUUCAACUUGCCUUCUCACUCCUGCUUAUUUUCAGUCCUUGCAGAUCCACGUCGAUGACGUCGCUCUCGUCGCCAAUUCAGCACACCACUUCCUCGUUCCUCAACAACUUUAUGCCCACGCCGUCCCUUAUAAAUCUGCAGCAAGGGUACCGUAAUCCGGACUUGGGAAGCCAGGAUUUGGCGAGAUUGGAGAGCACGAGACACGAGAGCAUCCAGAAAGUGAGCAGGAAAUUGAGCACAUAUGAGGAGGAGAAGAAUCUGAUUGAGAACGAGCUUGAUGAGGUUGGUUUUUUUGCCACCUACCGUACUCAAUAUGGUCAUUUUUCAGAUCGAACGCACCGGAGCGCGUCUCUUGUCGAUCGUUGAGCAGAGGGACAAGAAUCUCGCUUCGAGGGUCCGUCGGUAUUUGGAUAAAAGCAAAGAGUUGGUGGGGAUUGAGACCAAUCUGAGAUUGCAAUUGAGCAAGUUGAACGAGAGAAUCAAGGACGGAGUUAUCGAUAUUGUAAGUUCACAUGACCUGUGUAAACAACACAGCACACUUUUUUAGUCGUCCGCUCGAGCCGAAGAGUCGUAUCUUCAAAAACGGUUCAAGGAUACGGAUUUUCUGCGGAAAAUCAGUGCGAGAAGGGAAAUCGACUAUGACAAAGAGCUGGUGAGUCUUUUCCGAUUCGAUCAAUAGAGCACAAUCGUGUUGUUUUUCAGUCGGAAAUCUUCACCGACGACCAGUUCCACCGUUGGAUUCUCUUCAAGAAGGCGUCGGUGCAACUGAUGCAGAACGAGUCGUCCGUCAGCUAUUUCAUCCGUGAAUCCAACAUGAAACUCGACGCGUUGCACCUUGCGCCACGUGGCACAAGUGCCUAA
Molecule: messenger RNA, 10019 nt
Organism: Caenorhabditis sp. 36 PRJEB53466
Lineage: Eukaryota; Metazoa; Nematoda; Chromadorea; Rhabditida; Rhabditidae
Source: the annotation of a GenBank genome assembly